AUGCCUGUUACUACAACAGUUCGUACCACUACUAUUUCUCCAACUACUACCAAACCAACCGUAACUGUACCAACUACUACAACAUUCGCUCCAACUACUACGAUGGUUCCGACAACUUCUAAAACCACAAUGGCGUCAACCACAACCACUCUACCGCCGACAACCACAACAACAUCAACUACUACAGCAAAGCCUUCAACAAUUUCUACUACUAUUCCUACUACAACUGCAACGAUACCUUCGACUACAGUAUCUCCAUCCACUACUACUAAGACUACUGUUGCUCCAUCGACAACGGCACAGACUACAACAAUACUUCCUUCGACCACGACUUUCACUACUCCUGCUCCAACGACUACCACGCUAACUACUACUACAGUUCCUUCAACCACUGCUCCUGCUUCAACGACAACGACAAAACCUACUACUACAGUUCCUUCCACCACUAUUACCACUACUCUUGCUCCAACGACAACAACACAACCUACUACAACUACGGUUCCAUCUACUACUACUACAACAACAACAAUUACUACUACUACUCCUGCUCCAACGACUACAACGCAAACUACUACUACAGUUUCUUCAACCACUACUCCUGCUCCAACGACAACAACACAGCCUUCUACUACAGUUCCUUCUACCACGACUACCACCACUACUGCUCCAACGACAACAACACAAACCAUUACAACAACUCCCAAAUCAACUACCACUACUACGGUAGCACCCACUACUACAGUUGUACCCACUACUACUACUACUGCAGCUCCUCCUACUACAACAACACCUGUGACGACUACAACAACUAUACGAGCGUCCACGAUUGUACCAACAACUCCACAAGCUACUACAACAACCACUACUGCUGCUACUACAACGGUGAAAACAACGCCAAUUGUUUUCUUCCCGACCCCCAGAGCAGGCAAUGGUAACGGUGGAGGUAACGGCAACGGUGAUAGAGGAGGUAACGGCAACGGUGAUAGAGGAGGUAACGACAAUGGACGCGGUAAAAGUAAAUGGUAA
Molecule: messenger RNA, 1026 nt
Organism: Anopheles arabiensis
Lineage: Eukaryota; Metazoa; Arthropoda; Insecta; Diptera; Culicidae
Product: mucin-2-like
Exons: 1
Coding region: 1-1026 (341 amino acids)
Source: RefSeq, a predicted model, not a curated record